CCCGUGCGCCUGGCUGCCGGGGGGCCGGGCCGGCGGGCUGCCGCUGUGCCGCGCACCCAUGGACGGCCCGGCCAUCAUCACCCAGGUGACCAACCCCAAGGAGGACGAGGGCCGGGCCCCGGGCUCCAGCGAGAAAGACCCACUGGCCGUGGCGGGAAGGCUUCUACCCAGCUCAUCAUCCCAGUGCAACGUCAGCCUGAAGAAGCAGAGGAGCCGCAGCAUCCUCAGCUCCGUCUUCUGCUGCUUCCGUGAUUACAAUGUGGAGGCUCCGCCAGGCAGCAGCCCCGGUGUUCUUCCGCCGCUGGUGGAGGAGAACGGCGGGCUUCAGAAGGGUGACCAGAGGCAGAUCAUUCCCAUACCAAGUCCACCAGCUAAAUAUCUCCUUCCAGAGGUGACGGUGCUUGACUAUGGAAAGAAAUGUGUGGUCAUUGAUUUAGAUGAAACAUUGGUGCACAGUUCAUUUAAGGUAACCGGAGCGCUGUACGUGCUGCAAGUUGUAUUGGGAGGGGCAGGGGAGGCACUAUUGAAAACCGUCAAGCAACCGACUAUCCGGAAAUUUUCCCAGACCAAGUUUUGGAAGAUGCCCAACUCUGAAGAAGACUUCCAGAGUUAA
Molecule: messenger RNA, 613 nt
Organism: Physeter macrocephalus (sperm whale)
Lineage: Eukaryota; Metazoa; Chordata; Mammalia; Artiodactyla; Physeteridae
Gene: CTDSPL
Product: CTD small phosphatase like
Exons: 6
Coding region: 59-613 (184 amino acids)
Source: RefSeq, a predicted model, not a curated record